Molecule: messenger RNA, 6111 nt
Organism: Plasmopara halstedii
Lineage: Eukaryota; Oomycota; Peronosporomycetes; Peronosporales; Peronosporaceae
Product: hybrid signal transduction histidine
Exons: 1
Coding region: 1-6111 (2036 amino acids)
Biological process (GO): regulation of DNA-templated transcription; detection of visible light; phosphorelay signal transduction system
Molecular function (GO): phosphorelay sensor kinase activity; histidine phosphotransfer kinase activity
Source: RefSeq, a predicted model, not a curated record
AUGGUAAGCCAAACGAACGGCAAACCUUCUAAGAAGCACAAGAAGAAGGCGCGAAAGGAAAGUAACAAUAUCAGUGAAGUCGCCUCCGCGCCACGGAUCACGGCCGGUACACGUCGCUCACGCCGUGACAGUACUUGCAGCUGUGACAGUAAUGUUGACGCAAACGAACGCCGGCCAAUUAUUGCGUCUGCUUCAACGCACAGCUUUUCAAGUAUUUCUACGCGCCUAUCGCGCAUCCUAAGCGAUGCUAACGCGCCGACGCUGGCCAUGGACGUGACAGGUCACAUCACAUUGUGGAACUACAAGCUAGCUGAGCUCACGGGAUUGCCAAGCGCCGACAUGAUUGGCCGCCACGUCACGGAGAUUGUGGUGGCUUCCAGGAAAAGCGACGUCACACGCGCAUUGGACAUGGCGCUUAGUGACAUCAAUACGACCGUGCGAGACGUAAAACUAGAGCUCAACACGCCUGAACUGGGUCGAAAUUUGAAGCUGCUCGUUAACUUGACUGUCGACGUAGACGACACAAUGACGGCGUCGAGUGUUGUCGCUAUUGGACAGGACGUUGCAGCGUGGCCAGUGCCCGAGUCGCAAUACGUGCGUGUCGCUCAGCAGGCAAAUGCGCCUAUUUUUGAGCUCAAUCGAGACGGACUCAUCAUUCUCUGGAAUUUCAAAGUCGAAGCACUCACGGGCUAUUCAAUCGAUCAAGUUCUUGGUACGCCUCUUGUUGACUUAGUGCAUGAUGACUUUCGCGUGCUUGUUGAGGAACUACUUACACGCGUUGCAUCAACAAACACGUCGGUAUCCGAGUUUGAGUUGCCAUUAAAGACUGCGAGUGGCGCACGUAUCGAGCUGCUGCUUAGCCUCACGCCACAAGUUAUUGUCGAUGGGGCUGACACCAUCGUCGAUCGCAUCGUGGCUAUUGGACAAGACGUCACGGCACACAAUGCAAGUGAAAUGGAGUACAGUAAAUUGGUAGAUUCAGCCAAUGCACCCAUUUUUGGAGUCGACACAAAGGGCUGCGUUGUCAUUUUCAAUAAAAAAGCAGCAAAAAUCAGUGAGUAUUGGCCAGGUGAAGUCAUGGGCGUUGAUUUGGUAUCAUUCUUAAUUCAUGAAGAUUAUCGCGAACAAGUGGCUGCAGUCUUUCAAAAGGCGCUACGUGGUGUCGAGACGGCAAAUUUUGAAUUUCCACUGAUCACGAAACAUGGUCGAAAAGUCGAGAUUCUCCUGAAUGCGACGCCGCGGUACAACCAUGAAGGCGUAAUUGUUGGCGUCGUCGGCAUUGGUCAGGAUAUUACCGAACGGAUUGUACAAGAGCAAGAGUACAGCCGAUUGAUUGAUACAGCCAACGCACCUAUUGUAGGCGUGGACAAGCAAUUUCGUGUUACAAUUUGGAAUAAAAAAGCUGCAGCCAUCACCGAUUACUCGAAUCUGCAAGCGAUUGGGAAAGAUCUUCUUGGAUUUAUUGCUGAAGAUGCACGUGAUACGGUAGCAAAUGUAUUGUUGAAGGCGAUGGGAGGCAUAGAGACUCCAAAUUUUGAGUUUCCGCUAGUUACAAGAAGUGGAAGGCAGCUGGAUAUUUUACUUAACGCUACACCUCGCUUUGAUCACAGUGGCGCGAUUACUGGCGUUGUCGGUAUUGGACAAGACUUUACUGACCAGCGCGCGCAAGAAGAAGAGUACAUACGAUUGAUUGACACGGCAAAUGCACCGAUCUUCGGUAUUGAUAUGGACGGCCGAGUGGACAUUUGGAACCGAAAGGCGGUUGCAAUUACAGAGUAUAUGGUCCUUGAGGCACGAGGUACGCAACUUGUUGAGAGUUUCAUUCCACAAGAUUAUCGUGCUGGCGUGUCUGUCGUCAUGUCGAAGGCCAUGGAAGGAGAAGACACUGCAAAUUUUGAGUUUCCGCUUAUUACAAAGACUGGCCGACGAGUCGAAAUUUUACUGAAUGCGACUCCACGGUAUAAUCAACAUGGAGACAUCGUCGGUGUGGUCGGAAUUGGCCAAGACAUCACAGAACGCAUUGUACAGGAGCAAGAGUAUAGUCGCCUGAUUGAUACAGCCAACGCGCCCAUCUUUGGAGUAGACAUGGCGGGUCUUGUAAAUAUCUGGAACGAUAAAUCAGCUGAGAUCACGCAAUUUACAGCCAAUGAAGUCAUGGGAAAAGAUUUAGUACAAGAACUAAUCUCCGAAGGGUACCGUUCAGCUGUGGGGUUAGUGUUGUCUCAGGCUUUGAACGGAGUACAAACGGCCAACUUUAAUUUUCCAUUAAUCACUAAGACUGGACGACGAGUGGAAAUUCUGCUAAAUGCUACUCCGCGGUAUAACGAGUUGGGCGAAAUUGUUGGCGUGGUGAGUAUAGGCCAAGAUAUUACGGAACGGAUUGCUCAGGAGCAAGAAUAUAGUCGCUUAAUUGAUACGGCCAAUGCUCCAAUUUUUGGUGUCGAUAAAGAAGGCUGUGUAAACAUUUGGAACAAAAAGGCGGCUGAAAUUAUGCAAUACUCGAACGAUGAAGUAGUUGGGGAGAAUCUGGUGGAAAAGUUUAUUACGGAGGAUUAUCGGGAAGCUGUUGGUGCUGUCUUAUCAAAGGCGCUUGGUGGCGUCGAGACAGCGAACUUUGAGUUUCCGCUGGUGACAAAGGCAGGACGUCGAGUGGAGAUUCUGCUGAACGCCACGCCGCGCUUUAAUGAGCACGGAACAGUGAUUGGUAUGGUCGGGAUUGGGCAAGAUAUUACGGAUCGAAUUGCGCAGGAACAAGAGUAUGCGCGAUUGAUCGAGAAGGCCAAUGCUCCAAUCUUUGGCGUUGACGCAGAAGGAAAGAUCAAUAUUUGGAAUCAUAAAACUGCUGAAAUGACGCAAUACUCCAAAGAAGAAGCAGUCGGGAUGGAUUUGAUGAGUUGGGCGAUACCUAAACAGUAUCGUGAUGCGGUAGAAACAAUUUUGUGGAAGGCUUUGAAAGGUGAUGAAACAUCAAAUUUUGAUGUUGAAUUAAAGAAAAAGAAUGGGCGCACUGUGAACAUUCGCAUGAAUGCUACUGCAAGAUUUGACCAGCAUGGUGGAAUCGUGGGUGUAGUAGGUAUUGGUCAAGACUUGACCGAUCGAAUAGUACAAGAGCAAGAGUAUACGCGUCUGAUCGACACGGCCAAUGCACCAAUCUUUGGCGUGGAUGCGAAUCUGUGCGUGAAUAUCUGGAAUAAAAAGGCCGCGCAAAUUACAAAGUAUUCUACUGCCGAAGUCAUCGGCGAGAAUCUCGUCGAGACGUUCAUAUCUCCAGAAUAUCGGCCUGCAGUUGCAGAUGUGUUCAAUAAGGCAUUAAAUGGUAUUCAAACGGCCAAUUUUGAGUUUCCACUGAUUACACGGCCUGGAACGCGAAUUGAAAUUCUUCUGAACGCAACACCACGCAAUGAUAUGCACGGAAAUAUUGUCGGCGUAGUGGGCAUUGGUCAAGAUAUAACCGACCGUAUCGCACAAGAGCACGAGUACUUUCGAUUGAUCGAUACGGCGAAUGCGCCAAUUUUUGGGGUUGAUACGUUUGGCUGCAUUAACGAGUGGAAUCAGAAGAUAGAAGAGAUUACGGGGUACCACAAGUCUACAGUGCUUGGUCUGUCACUGGUGGAUGCGUUUAUCAACUCUGAAAAUCGACCAGAGGUACGAAAGCUACUGAACCAGGCUCUGAUUGGUAUUGAUGUUGGGGAAAUGGAAUUGCCCAUGACGACUGCUGCAGGUCGAUCUCUGCUAUUGCUAGUGAAUGCUUCUAGCAAGAAAGAUAUGCAUGGAAACAUUCGCGGUGUCAUUGGGGUAGGACAAGACUAUACAGCCAAGAAGCACAUGGAGGCAGCAAAAGUAAAUUUUCUUGCGUCGUUUAGUCAUGAGCUGCGUACACCACUAAACGGAGUACUUGGGAUGCUGGAGUUGUUGCGCGAACAAAAGCUAAGCAAAACACCAGAACGCUACGUACAUAUCGCCUACAUUUCUGGCUCGCUGCUGCUCAAUUUGAUCAAUGAUAUCUUGGAUUUGUCGAAGAUUGAGGCUGGGCACAUGGAAAUCUCUGCAGAUCCGUUUCAAAUGGAAGAUUUGUUGGAAUAUUCAGUGGAAAUCUUCAAGUUUAAGGCACGUGAAAAGCACAUCAAGUUGACGCUCGAGUGCUCACCAAAGGUGCCACAGCGUGUCAUAGGGGAUGUCAGUCGACUUCGUCAAGUAAUAUUGAACUUGUUAUCAAAUGCAAUCAAGUUUACGAAUGAAGGGUCGAUUACAGUGCGAUGCAGCAUGGUGCCGUCACCAGACUUGCCGAAGCAUUGUAUUAAACUGUUAUUUCAAGUCAUUGACACGGGUGUUGGUAUGGAUGAGGAAGAAAAAUCGCGUUUGUUCUCACUUUUUACGAAACUUGAGCGUACACGCAAAAAUAAUCCGACGGGCUCAGGCUUGGGGCUUGCUAUCUGCAAGCAACUUGUAGAGCUGAUGGAUGGUGAUAUUGACGUCGAUAGCGAGCUGGGCGAGGGGUCCGAAUUUUUCUUUACCGUUGUGGUACGUCGUCUUGAAGACCAAGAUGAAGAAAUUGUCCCGCCAUUCCCGGUUUUGAUGGCUGCAGAAUCCGGAACAAAUUCGGCUUUAGCUGUCAACAAUGGCCUUCGAUCCACUGCGUCCAUGUCAGAGCUCGUGCCGCAACAUGCUCGGAUCUUAACAGUUGAAGACAAUGAAUUCAAUUGGGAGGUCGUCAAAAGUUUCUUUAUGGAGGACAAUCACCUUCUUCAGUGGGAAACGAAUGGACUGGAUGCGUGUCAAAUGUACCAAGAACAUCACGAAUCGUAUGACAUCAUACUUAUGGAUUGUGAAAUGCCAAUUAUGAAUGGAUACGACGCGACUCGAAACAUUCGAGGCUUUGAAAAACUCCACAAGCUCCCGCGGAUUCCCAUCAUCGGAGUCACGGCGUAUGCUAUGAGUGGCGACCGUAAAAAGUGUUUGGAUGCUGGCAUGGACGAGUUUAUCGUCAAACCCAUUUCCAAGCCAGAGUUACGAAAGGCUAUUCGCAAGUGGAUGCGCGUUCGUUACUUAGGGCAGCAUAAUUCUCGCUCGUCACGCGUCGAGUCUCUCGAUGCAAUUAGCGUUGACGUGGACUCAUUCUCCAACCAGAAUGGCGCAAACUUGGUAGCUGCAUCGAGGCACAAGGAGAAAUUGGAUCUAGACCGAGCAAUUUCAGACUUAGAACUAGAGGAUCCAAUGAUGAUAGGCCAACCCGGUGGUAUACAAACGGUAGCUAGUUCUGAAGCAUUGCUUAUGGCGCUUACGACAAUCAGCGAGGGCAAGAGUAAUUCUACAAGUUCGGGCACUGUCGGAAAUACCAUCGGAACGGUUGAGAUUCAGCGCGAGACUCUUAAAUCGCCGAAGAUUGUACAAAAUUUAAAUGGAGUACCGCCAACACAUCCCGGGACGCUUGUGAAUGCGUCGAGUAUUGUUGGCAUGAAUUUGUUUGCUGCAGCAAAGGCAGCGGGUAUUUACCCAAUGGAUGCAGUCGAGCCAACGUCUCACUCAAGUCCGAAUUCGUUUUCAUCGAGUGACGGUAAUAAUCAGCAGGAGGCUACUGAAGUGGCCAAUAGCUCUACAUCUUUGGCGAGCAAGGCCGCACGAGCAUUUUCUAUGACUAUGGCUCCGGGAGAAGUUGUGAUCCCAACAGGUGAUCCGAUUGAUUACUCUCUGGGAGUGGAGCAGUGUGGUGCAAAUGAAAGCCUUUUUGUUACUCUAUUGGAAAAGUAUGCAAAUUUGAGCGAUGAGUUUAUGCGACGCAUUGAGGAAGCUUACUCUCAAGGUGACUUGGUCGUGCUGCGACGCGAGAGUCAUUCGCUUAAGGGAUCAUCCGCUUACGUAGCAGCCAUGCGAGUGUCCAAGGCAGCAUUUCGAGUCCAACUAGCGACUGAGCAUGUGAUGGAAGCGACUGCAACGAGUGAAGACCACACAGCAUUAAACGAUGCGUUUCAUCUACUAAAGAGCGAAUAUCGUGCUCUACGUGGCUAUCUUCGUCGCAAUUUCUCGUUCCGCGCGAGUAUUGGUAGUGGAAAUCAAGAAGUUAAGAAGAAGAAUAGUGGUGGCGGAGGUGACAAUGCCUGUGUGGUCAUGUAA